UCUCCCUCUUUCUCUCUGUCAACCCUCUCUGGGGAGAAACUCAGUGAUUCAUUCUUUCCUAACUUGAAAAGAAGAAGUGAAAUAUUUAACCAUCAUUGCUCACUCUCUUCACAUCUCUCUCUCUCUCCCUCUCUCUGUCUCUCUCGUAUCAGUGGUGGUAGUACUUGACAGUUUAACAGGGUUAGCAGAGUGUGUUUCUGCAGGUCUUACUGGAGAUGGAGAAGCAGGAGUGUGGUCCUGGGUUCAGUUGGGAUCUUCUGGUGAAAGAGUGCAUUAUGGAGGAAUCACACCAGCCCGUGACUGCAGACACCCUGGCAGUGCGGAACACAAGAGCUCCAGCUCAGUCUUGGGUGGAGGUGGCCCCCAGUGUGUGGAUCUGUGUGGGGGUUGUCCUGAGCAGCUCGAUACUAGCACUCCUACUCUGGUUUAUCAUCUACAGGAGACACAAACACAAUGCAGGUAAGAGAAGUUCUGAGCCUCCAGCAUCUGUUCCACAAAAUGGCAGUGCAGUCAGCCCGAUGUUACCAGAACAGAAGGAAGAUUCUCCUCUUUCCUGUACGCACUGGAAUGACAGGACGCAGGACCUGUCCGUGUGUGAACUGGGUUGGGGGCAAAGCAUCUGUAAAGGAAAGGUGCAGCACGGAGUUCCAGUACCUGCAACCGAACUCGGAGACUCUGCCCUGGUGACCACCAAAACAGUGCAGCCCAUCGAGGACUGAAACAAAGAGUGCAUUUAAGAGGAGACUAAUACACCAAUCCCUUUUACUCCUAGUGUAUCCCAUGUACUACACUGUCUCCAUUUACUCCCAAUGUCGCCCAUUCACUCAUAUAAUCUCCCUUUUACCCCCAAUGUCUACCAUUCACUCUAGAAGUUUUAUACAGGCACAUCUUAAAAAUUUUAAUAUCAUUGAAAACUUUAUUUCAGUAAUUAAGUUUAAUAUGUAAAACUUAUUUAUUAUAUAGAGAGUGAUCUAAUUUAAGCGUUUAUUUUCUUUUAUAGUUGAUGAUUAUGGCUUACAGACAAUAAAAACCCAAUAAUCAGUGUCUCAGAAAAUUUGAAUAUUAUAUAAGACCAAUUGGUACUUUUGCCAGUGUGGGCAGUGUGCCAAGUCGUGCUGGAAAAUGAAAUCCGCAUCUCCAUUGUUAGCAGAGGAAAGGGCUGUUAAAUUUUCCUGUAGACACUGCACUGAUUUUGAACACAGUAGACCAACACCAGCAGAUGACAUGGCUCUCCAAACCAUUACAACUUUUAUGGAAAUGCAGAUUUCAUUUUUGGCAAACUGCCCACAGUGCCAAAAGUACCAAUUUAUAUAAUAUUCAAAUUGUCUGAGAUACUGACUUUUUCAUUAGCUGUAAGCCAUAUUCAUCAGUGAUACAUCAUUUUGUGUAAUACAUCUAUAUAAUAUAUGAUUUUCACAGUUUGAACUGAAUUACUAAAAUAAUAAAUUAAUUCAAUGAUAUUGAAUAUUUUUGAGAUGCACCUGUAUAUUCACCCACUGUUCCAUUUACUUCUACUGUCUCCCAUAUUUAAUUCUACUGUCCCCAUUCACUCUCACCAUCUCCAUUUCUUUCCGAUUUACUUUCACUUUCUCAUAUUUCUAGUGUUUCAACUACUGCCAUCUGUUCACUCCCACUUUCUCUAGUUUUCUUCCAUUGUCUCCCAUUUACACGCACUGUCUAUGGUUAACUUUCACUCUCCACCUUUUACUUCUGCUGUUUCCCAUUUUCAAUCCCACUGUCCCCAUUCACUGUUAUUGUCUUCCACUGUCUCCUAUUUACUCCAACUGUGUUCUAUUUAUUCCCAAAAUUUUCCAUUCAGUAUUGUUGUCUCUCACGUCCCUUUACCAUUGUCCCCAUAAGCUGGUGGGUCUGCUGGUGAUAAAAAAAACUCUCUAAACAAUGUUAGAGAUGGUAAUAUUUCUUUAAAUUAAAGAAACUCUUAAGCAUGCUUUUGUAUUAUCUGUAGAAUAGUAGAGUUUGUGUUUGGACCUUUUCUGAUGUGACUGAACACUGAUGAUGCUUGUUCCUGACUGUGUUAUUAAAUGCUGUUUCUGCAGAGCCAA
This is a messenger RNA of Astyanax mexicanus (Mexican tetra), 2063 nucleotides long. Its product is annotated as tumor necrosis factor receptor superfamily member 13C. NCBI's taxonomy places the organism in Eukaryota, Metazoa, Chordata, Actinopteri, Characiformes, Acestrorhamphidae. The coding region runs from base 216 to 719 and encodes 167 amino acids. The record is from RefSeq and is a predicted model, not a curated record. The transcript has 3 exons.